Molecule: messenger RNA, 1230 nt
Organism: Daldinia decipiens
Lineage: Eukaryota; Fungi; Ascomycota; Sordariomycetes; Xylariales; Hypoxylaceae
Exons: 2
Coding region: 1-1230 (409 amino acids)
Molecular function (GO): GTPase activity
Source: RefSeq, a predicted model, not a curated record
AUGGCCUCCUCUUCCACGUCCGGGUCUACCUCAGCCUCUGCCGCGCCCUCGACGGCAACAGCAAACUCCUCGGAACCUGUCGCCAUCGUGUGCGUGGGUAUGGCUGGAUCUGGAAAGACAACCUUUAUGCAACGCAUCAAUGCACACCUACACGGCCAGAGAGAGCCGCCCUAUGUAAUUAACCUCGAUCCCGCUGUGCUUAAUGUUCCUUUCGAGAGCAAUAUCGAUAUUCGCGACUCGGUGAAUUACAAGGAAGUCAUGAAACAGUAUAACCUAGGCCCUAACGGCGGCAUCUUGACCUCCCUAAACCUAUUCUCGACGAAGGUCGACCAGAUCUUGAAGUUGCUUGAGAAGCGAACUAGUUUAGAACCAGAAACCCCAAACAAGAAGCCUAUUAAGAAUAUUCUUGUUGAUACACCCGGUCAAAUUGAAGUCUUCGUCUGGUCUGCCUCAGGCCAAAUCCUCCUCGAGUCCCUCGCUUCCACCUUCCCGACUGUCAUCGCGUACAUCAUCGAUACCCCUCGAACCGCUUCGACUAGCACCUUCAUGAGCAACAUGCUAUACGCCUGCUCGAUCCUAUACAAAACCAAGCUACCGAUGAUCUUGGUGUUCAACAAGACGGACGUCAAGGACGCAGACUUUGCUAAGGAGUGGAUGACGGAUUACGACGCUUUUCAGGCUGCACUGUCAAACGACGAGGCUUCCAACGCGUUUGGUGGCGUCGAGGGCGAGGGCGCAGGUAGUGGUUACAUGAGUAGCCUAUUAAACUCGAUGAGUAUGAUGCUCGAGGAGUUCUAUACCCACCUAAGCGUCGUAGGAGUUUCAUCCAUGACGGGAGCCGGCGUCGACGACUUCUUCGCCGCCGUACGGGAGAAGGCGGAUGAAUUCAAGAGGGACUACCGCCCCGAACUCGAACGCAAGCGCCAGGAACGCGAGGACCAAAGACAGAAGGUCCGCGAGAAGGAGUUAGACAAGAUGAUGAAGGGCAUGUCUAUGGGUGCGAAUAAUACCAGGGAUACCGCCGUGAAGCCACCUAAAGCGGAUGAGGACGAGGAUAUGCAGGAUGAUAGCGACGAGAAGGACGCAGAUGAUUACGAUGACGACGUGGACGAUGAGAUGGACCGCGAGGGUUUACAGGCCAGGUAUGAGGCUGCGACGGGGUCAAAUGCGGAUUCGGUCAUGGACGAUGCCAGCUUUGCCAAGUACCUACAUACGCAGAGAAGAGGGUAG